CCUAGUCAGUGGGCUCCCCACUGACCAUGGCAAUACAUUUGAUUCUGAUUCUGAUUCUGAUUCUGUUUGAGCUAAAUGAGCUAAUUUGAACCUGAGUGACGUCAUUGUUAAACGCGAGAAACCGCUGAACAACAGUAAGUGGACGAGAGUGACGGAACGAAGGUGUCAAGGGAGCUAAAAGGGUUGACAUGUGCAGCCGGUCAUAAUCUCACCUGUAUUAACAUUCGCUCUGUUUAAAGGGGCAGUAGCAACAGUUAGCUUAGCAUGAACACCCGCGCGCACACGCGCGCGCAUCCCUUUAAUUGUCAAAAGUCGGCUCACUGGAAUGCGGCGUGAGCGGCGCUGUGCUCGUCCGAACCUCCUCGAUCUUACCUUGCGCCAACCACUCCUCCACAUCUACUCUUCCAAAUUGAUAUAUGACAAUAUCUACUUUCGAUCACGUGUCUGCGGGACGACUUAGGCGGUUGCGCGUCAUCUCGUCUUCCCAAAUUCCCCCUUCUACUGCAGCUCCGGUCCAAAACGGCGAGCUAUAGGCGUAGAGCAGGGAAGGAUGUUUAACUCGGUCAAUCUGAGCAACUUCUGCUCCCAGUCGCGCAAAGACCGGACCACCGAGUUUGGGGACAGAAGCGGCUGCGCGUCCAACCUCUACCUCCCCAGCUGCACCUACUACGUGCCAGAGUUCUCCGCCGUCUCGUCCUUCCUGCCGCAGGCCCCGUCCCGACAGAUCAGCUACCCAUACUCCACGAAUCUCUCGCAGGUUCCGCCGGUGAGGGAAGUCUCCUACGGCUUGGACCCGACCAGCAAAUGGCACCACAGAGGCAAUUACGCGUCGUGCUACUCGGGAGAGGAGCUGGUGCACCCGGACUGCCUGCCGCCGUCCACCGUGACGCAAAUGCUGAUGAAGAACGAGAGCGUCUACAGCCACCACCAGCACCAGCACCAGCACCCGUCCCCAGGAUUCUACUCCAGCAAGAACAACGUCCUCCCGCAAGGCUUCGACCGCUUCUUCGAGAGCGCGUACUGCAGCAGCACGGACGCUCUGACGGACACUUGUUCACAGAAGGGCGACGGGGCCAAACUGGAGACUCCACCGCCCCAGUCGGAGCCGGAGAAGGAGCCGGAUGACGAGGAGGAACACACCAACCCGGGAUCCUGCGCGUCCUCGUCCGUCACCACCAAGGAGGGCAGCAAGAACAGCCAGUCCAGCUCUACUCCGCGCACCAGAAAGAAGCGCUGUCCGUACUCCAAGUUCCAGAUCCGGGAGCUGGAGCGGGAGUUCUUCUUCAACGUCUACAUCAACAAGGAGAAGCGACUGCAGCUGUCCCGGAUGCUGAACCUCACCGACCGCCAAGUGAAGAUCUGGUUCCAGAACCGCAGGAUGAAGGAGAAGAAGCUGAGCAGAGACCGGCUGCAGUAUUUCUCCGGGAAUCCGCUGCUGUGAGUCGGAUCCAGAACCAGAACCAGAGCGAUGAUCCGAUGGGACUCUGAGCCGCUCUCGACUGCAAAGGUCAUUUUUAUCUUCGGCUUCUGUUUCUGCACAAACUCUUCUGGUCCUUGUAUAUAGCGAUCCGAAACGUUUCUCGACCAGAGUGACGUAUCGGUCUGUAAAUACGCCGCUCCAGUGUUCAGCUUUAAUCACAUCUCCUUAAAUUAUUUGCUCUCACCUGUUUUUUUUUUUUUUUUUUUUUAAAUUCCCGAGAGGAGAGUCGUCUGUGUACCGUUAUAUAGU
Messenger RNA from Synchiropus splendidus (mandarinfish), 1729 nucleotides. It is a transcript of the gene hoxc11a, whose product is annotated as homeobox C11a. Gene Ontology annotation, cellular component: nucleus. Bases 551 to 1441 code for a protein of 296 amino acids. The transcript is spliced from 2 exons. The record is from RefSeq and is a predicted model, not a curated record. Gene Ontology annotation, molecular function: DNA-binding transcription factor activity, RNA polymerase II-specific; RNA polymerase II cis-regulatory region sequence-specific DNA binding. Gene Ontology annotation, biological process: anatomical structure development; regulation of transcription by RNA polymerase II. Lineage: Eukaryota; Metazoa; Chordata; Actinopteri; Syngnathiformes; Callionymidae.